AAAGAACACAAACGAUCGUGCUAAAAGAUAAAAUCGAAAAGAAAAGAAAAUAAAAGAGAAGAAUCUCGAGAGUUAGUCAUUGUUGUCAUCGUCGAGAAGUAGAAGACUUUAACUAUCGUGACCGUAACGCGUAAAAGGACCGGACACGGCAGUUUUUGACGACUGUCUGACGACGACCGACGACCGACAAACCACGAACGACGACAAAUCAUCAACGUCUUUUCAGGAAAAGAACCAAAGAAGAAGGGGGACAGGACGAGUGAAAGCGCGGCGGGAGGGGGGUAAACAGAAAGUUGACGAGAAGCGUGUAAGAGAAAGAUAAAACGAUAAGGAGGAAGAGAAAGAAUAAAUAGAGGGAGAGAGAGAGAGAGAGAGAGAGAGAAAGAGAGCGGUUGGUAAAGGGUGGAGAAGAAAGCGAAAACUGUUUCCAUUAUACAUGAAACUGUUUCGUCGACGAGAUUGGUGACGAUCGUGUUGGAAAGAAAGGAGAUUGAGAUACGAGAUCGUUGAUGAAGAAGAAAUUAGGCUCGAAUCAUGCGACGCUGCGAUUCGACGAGAAAUACGUUGAAAAUUGGAUUAAUUGGCAUCGAGGUAAAAGAGAGGGGUAAAGUAAAUAAUCAGCGUUCAGUCAGCAAGGAGGACUUGUAACGCUGUUUACAUUUUCUCGCCUCGCCUCGCCUCGUCUUUCGACGAUUUGUAUGUGUGCUUGGAACAAAAUUGACGAAAUAGCCUAGUUGUUAUUUCGAUAGUUCGUAUAGCAAACACGACCAGCUUCGAAACACAGAGAAUUAUAGUGAUCGAUACGAUACGGUGAACGUACAAUACGAUAUCGUGAUAUUAUUAUAUCAGUCAGCCUCUGAAUUGGGAUCGAGGGAUUUUCGUUGGACGCGUUUCGAUUCGACGAAUAGGAGGAACACGUUGGUUGGUUGGGACGUCGAAGGAGCUCGUUACUCGAUAAAUUGGAAUCAGUCAAGAACGAACACGGGAAAUUGUUUCGCUUCUAGUUUGGUUAAGCGAACGAUCGAAUAUGGAAAUCGCAGCCUCUGCAAUGUUGGAUGGCCUGAAAAACAAUCGAAUCAGCAAGUUGGCACUGUCGCGGUUCUUGUCGCAGAGUCUACAAAAUUUGUCCAAAGUAUCGAAGAUCGGAUCGGAUCGGACCGUGCCAGGUUUUGUGAUUCGAAGAGAAUAAUUCGCUCGAGGAAGUGUAUUAUCGAGUAAAGAGAAAGAAGAAAGAGAUUGCAAAGUUUAGAGGCGGCUAGAGGUUGCACACGCGUAUAAAUAGGAAAGUACGUUCUUCGUUUUUCGUCUUCUUUCAAUGGAAUAGAUCAUAAACUCGAUAACAGGAAUGUGAACUCUGGUUCUCGCAAUAAUCGUGGUUAAAGACUCUCUCGGAACGAUAAAAUCAUGUGGGCUGCUGUCACGAGGUCGUUGGAAAUACUGGUUGCCUUCUUCGAGUAUUACACCACCAGAGCGCAAUUGGAGACAACCGAUAGCCCGGCGAACAAACCAACAACAUCGACAAGUGGAAGCGGAGCGGCGGGAACUAGCGGUUCGAGCGGUUUGACGACGAGCGGGGCAACCGCGGGAGCUAGCGGAUCGGGAUCUGGCGUAGGAGCCGCGUCUGGUAUCGGAAAUGCGAACGCAGGAACGAGCGGCGCCGGGGCGAACGCGGUUUCCCUCGGCGGCACUAGUAGCGGGUCGGCCGCUGGAACGGCCGAACCUCGCACUCCCACCGCCGGAGUGCAAAACAAACAGCUGCAAAACGUCAAAGGAGAUCAUCCGUCGAAAGCGUUUCUGCAGAGCAGAUCGAUGUCUUUGGUGGACAUGUACAUCGAUAAUUCAGAACCCAGCGAGAAUGUUGGUCAAAUACACUUCAGCUUGGAAUAUGAUUUUCAAAACACUACGCUUAUCUUACGUAUUAUACAGGGUAAAGAUUUGCCGGCAAAGGACUUAUCCGGGACGUCCGAUCCUUACGUCCGCGUAACCCUUCUGCCGGACAAGAAACACCGACUAGAGACGAAGAUAAAGAGACGCACGCUAAAUCCUCGAUGGAACGAAACGUUUUAUUUCGAAGGUUUCCCGAUUCAAAAAUUACAAAGCAGAGUGUUGCAUUUACACGUGUUCGACUAUGAUCGAUUUUCCAGGGACGAUUCUAUCGGAGAAAUGUUUCUUCCGCUAUGUCAGGUUGAUUUUUCGGACAAACCGUCAUUUUGGAAAGCCCUGAAACCACCGGCGAAGGAUAAGUGCGGCGAAUUAUUGUGUUCUUUGUGUUAUCAUCCGAGCAAUUCCGUACUCACUUUGACGCUUUUGAAAGCGAGAAACUUGAAAGCAAAAGAUAUUAACGGAAAAUCAGAUCCAUAUGUAAAAGUAUGGUUGCAAUUCGGCGACAAGAGGAUCGAAAAACGGAAGACACCUAUAUUUAAAUGUACUCUGAAUCCAGUAUUCAACGAAGCAUUUUCUUUUAAUGUACCAUGGGAAAAGAUUCGAGAAUGUUCGUUGGACGUAAUGGUGAUGGACUUCGAUAACAUCGGUCGAAACGAGUUGAUCGGACGGAUUCAACUUGCAGGAAAAAACGGCAGUGGAGCGAGCGAAACGAAACACUGGCAAGAUAUGAUUACGAAGCCGCGGCAAACGAUCGUACAAUGGCAUCGACUAAAGCCAGAGUAAAGGUUUGAACGUAUCUGGUGCUACUUGUAUACGUUACGAGCACAUUGGAAAUCGUCGAUCAAACCUAGACCUGUAACAUCGAGAGUAUCUUCCGAAUUCUCGAGCCCCUUUAACUUUGCCACUAUUUCUUUUCUUUACCUUUCUCUUUUUUUCAUUUUCCGCUGUCUCUUUGUUUCCUUCUUCUCUUAUAUAUCCUCUUCCCGUUUUUUAUUUUCCACUUCGCAUAAAAUCGAUCAAAAUCUACCGAGAUCUUUGGUACGAUUUCGAGGUGCCUGUUGAUUUCGAUUCACGCACUUUUUGCAGUUGAGUAUCGUGUCGAAUCGAAAGUGACAGACAUUCUGUCGGCUUACCCAUACAAAUAUAGUUCACUACGUGGCGUUCCGUUUGGUUUCAUGCGACGACGUUCUUCUGCAUAGAAAAGUACGGAGGAGAUCAACGGUGUACUAGCUUCUUUAUUUUCCCUCGAUUGCUCUAUCGGUUGGCUGGAAAUGGGAAAGAGAACGGAGGAAAGGUCGAGCGUCCAUAUCGAGCGAAAGAUUCCCCUUUCCCCCAGGAUACUUAUGAGCAGAAACUGUUUCCGUACGUUGCGUUACGAUCGAACCAUUUUCUCCGGCGCAACGUCGAUAUUUCCUGUCGGUUAGUUCUUUGUCCUCCUUUUUCUUCAUGCACGACAACGAUUCACGACGAAUAUAUAUCCGUAUUCAACUCCCUCGCGCGAACGAUAACGAGCUCGUUCUCACGCGAGAUCGUGUGCCGCGAUGUUUGAACAUACCGAUAUACGUUUCGAGCGAACGACGAGACGCCCGAAACAGCGACCGAUCGAUAUUACUUUUGCGACUCUAUUGACAUUUAACAUCGAACAUUAUUUUUAUGAGUGUUUUGCACGAGUAAGUACGUACCGAGUACGUAAUACCGUUGCUUCGAAAUACGUUGAUGCGAUUCAGCGUUAACCUCGUCCCUGUUUCCCGUAUAUUCAACCCCGGUGUCUUUCGAUUCUACCAUCAGAUAUCAAAGCGUUACGACAAAGAAAAGAAAUGUUUGCUCGUCUACCAAUCUUCAAAAAAAUUUCCCUUUAUUGCGCGAUUUCUGUUUCAUCCCUUUGCCUCGAUUUUGUGAUUUCUCAUUUUCGCGUCGGCCGUUAAACUCAAUAGAUUAGCAUCUUGUCCAUUGUUGACCGAAGGUAGAAGCAAACUCGGUCAUCUUCUUUCCCCUUUAGUCGCGUUCCCACGAUAUCCUACGUUUCGACCGUUCCGAUUAUUUCGAAACCUCUAUGUGUCAAAAACAAGGUCGCGCUCUUUUUCUUCCAAUUUUUUCUUCUCCCUUCUCAUUUCUGUUUCUUUUCCCUUCGUUAUAUCCGUUGGUUAUUUGGUAGCGUGCAAUUGCUCAUCGCGUACGUGUACGAAUGAUCGAAACGGGGGAACACCGGAAUAUAAUAUUGAAUUCUUAUAAGUAGAAACCAUAAAGCAGCGAUAUUUUUGACGGAAUUUUUGUAUCGACCUAGUCGGAAAUCUUUCGAAAGCGAUAAAAAUUGUGAUCGGUGUUACACCUUGAAUUAAUCUUAAGCGUUACAUUCGAUAGUUUGCUGUUGUUGACGAUAACACGUAGAGAUAUCCCCGAGAUAAAAUUGGGACGACGAUUUGCAGGUUUUGCAUACAUUAUACAUACAUACAUACGUAUAUUCGCAUUCGAAAAGUGUGCGUGUACAUGUGCGUUUGCAUAUACGUGGCGUAUCUGUGUGCGCAACUGCGUUCAUCUCGGUAUAUGUGUAGAGUCGAAUGUGCAGUGCGUCGUGAGACGAAAGCAAAACACCGACAGUGGUAGUGAAUAUGUAGUUGUUGGCAAAGCGAGGGGCGUCGCGUAGCGUGUUUAGCGUAGUGCUUUUACGUUACAAGCGUAGAUGCGAUUUGCGGCUCGAAAACGUCGUACUCGAUGUCGCGGCAAACACAUGCUCCGAGCAGCGUGGUCGACGAAUAUUUUUACAUUCAGUGGUUUUACAAUCUAACGAAUAGCUAGAUAGUCGAGUGUGAAUAAAUACCGAGCUGCUUCUUAAAUGAGCUACGUACCACGCCAGCGAGAUCGAGCGACGAUUUUGCACGCGACGCGGGUACAUCCGAUUCCUCUCUCGCGUACGUGUCAAUCUCGUCUAAUCUUACAUCGAUCUCGUUCGAUCGCACGCACGCACGAACCUACGUAAGUAUGUACGUACUUACGCAUGCAUGCACGUAUACACGCGCGCACGCACUCAUGCACGCAGGACCGCAUACAUAUACACGAACGCAUACACCUGCAUAUGAAGUAGGUCGAACAUUUGCACGCAUACGCAUCGCACAUGUGUGUACACCUAAUUAUCGAGUAGCACAAAAACCAGUUAGACUAACGUUUGUAUAUCGUAGCCUGUGUAUUAUACCGUUACGCAACCGUUGAAAUGCAAAAUGCAAAAUGCAACACGAAACAUUACGAUUUCGCAUAAACCUGUUAGAAAAAAGAAAAAAGAAAAAAAAAGGAAAGAGAGAAAAGGAAAAAAUAAGAAAAGAGAGAAAUGCGCUAAAACGACUCGUUCGACUCCUGUUCGACUCUUUCGAGUCGGAGUCCGAGCUAACGUUUGCACCAGAGGAGUGUCACAUGCACCAGAUCCAUAGCGUUUAGUCGUUAAGCGAACGCGUUCGCAGCGCGUUUAUAAAUAUUAUACGUUCGUAUGUCGCUCGAUCGCGUUUGGUCGAUCGUGAUGGAACGCCUGUUGGCGCGAUUACGCGCGCUCAGAUAGAAAAUUAGCCCCAUAAUCGGAGAAAAAGUGCCAAAAGUAAACGCGAACGACGGAUCGAAGGUGUCUCCCAGCCCUCGAGCGUUUCUUCUCCCUAUUUUCUUUUCCGAUUUUCUCGUUUGCUCCAACGCGCCGCGAUCGUUCGGAAUUUCGAGCGAUCCCGGUCGAUGGAGCUUUCGCGAAACUCGCGCGACAGCAACAACGAUCGGCGGCCGGUGUCAGUGGAAACCGAGUUAGCCGAAGCAACGGACGGAUUAUCUCUACCGUAUACGCUUCUCGCGUGGAUGAAGAUCAUUCACGUGUGGCGCCAGAGAUUCGUUGUUCGAGCGAUCGAUCGUUCAUGUUUGGUAUUUAAUCUGUGUUUUCUCACGCAGAUGGAACGCGCGCUAAUUCUAAAACCUAUUUUAGAGAGUCAAACGAAUCGUCGACAUACAUUGCGUAGUGUAUACAAACUAAGUACGCGUUAAUUCGAACUGGAUGCGAAUUGGGCCUUAUACCAUGGAUUACCUCAAUCGUAAGCAGCUUGCGAGUCAAGUUCCAGUUUGCGAUAACGAUAGAACGAGCGUUAAUAGGAUUUUAGAGCGAUCCCGCGCGAGAAUGGCUCGCUACUCGAUGUCGAUCAGCGUAAUCCAGUCGAUACUUAUUCAGGUUCGAUCAUAGUCGGUAUUUUAUCGCCUAUCCGUAUUACCUCUCUGUUCUCGACACGAUUCACCCUGCUGUAACUCGCGCGAAGUGGCGAGUCGAGAAGUGCAAGUUGUUGGCCUCUGCGUCGGAUCGAGAGCGAGCCGACACGCGGGACUCAUUUGACACGGCGUACGACGCACCGCGUCAAACGAUAUUACUGUCUCGUUUUCUUCUUGGUCUUUCGUUCGAUCGGUAACAUCGUGAAAAGGGAAGGCAGGUCGCCUCCUCUAGUUGUUUUCUGAUUCGCAAAUUUAUCGAAAGUUGAACUUUACGCAUCGACCAUUUCAUCAUCGACUACUACAAGUCUUUAAUCUUGAGAUUGAUAAACGCUCAUCGCGUAGUUCAGCCAUAACUUGACGAAGAAACAACGUAGUCGGGUGGUCAUAAUGCAAGUACACCUACUUAAAGGAGAAGCAUCGUCGAGCUUGUAAACAAAAAGUUUCGAACGAAGGUAAAAGAAGAAAAGAGGUAAUGGAAAAAGUUAUGCUGGAAUAGCUGGCGAGCCGGAUGCUGAUGUGUUUGAGAAUAUAGAAAGAUUAAUAAGCAGGUAGGGAACGUCACAGACGCUAGAUUCGCGAUCGUCCGAAUCGGAAUGGAAAAGAAAAGUGGAAAAAAGAGAUUAUCGUGACAGCGUUAUCGUUUGACAUAUUGCGCGCGACUAUGAGUAUACAUAUCGUACGCGUGCAAACGAUACAUAGGACGAACAGGGUUCCGUCGAUCGGUGGAAGAAGAAGUAAGCGCAAACGAACUCAACGGAAGCAAAAGAGGAAAGAGAAGAUAAGAUGGGUGCGAAAGAG
Molecule: messenger RNA, 6909 nt
Organism: Bombus impatiens (common eastern bumble bee)
Lineage: Eukaryota; Metazoa; Arthropoda; Insecta; Hymenoptera; Apidae
Gene: Syt7
Product: synaptotagmin-7
Exons: 11
Coding region: 1405-2667 (420 amino acids)
Biological process (GO): cellular response to calcium ion; vesicle fusion; regulation of calcium ion-dependent exocytosis
Cellular component (GO): membrane; axon; synapse
Molecular function (GO): clathrin binding; SNARE binding; phosphatidylserine binding
Source: RefSeq, a predicted model, not a curated record